This is a messenger RNA of Trichoderma virens Gv29-8, 594 nucleotides long. RefSeq lists its product as uncharacterized. Lineage: Eukaryota; Fungi; Ascomycota; Sordariomycetes; Hypocreales; Hypocreaceae. The transcript has 2 exons. The record is from RefSeq and is a predicted model, not a curated record. Bases 1 to 594 code for a protein of 197 amino acids.
AUGUCUUCAGAUGAGAAACCCAAGGACCAGGAGACCAGCUUCCCACCCAAAGAAGAGCCAGAACAUCAGGAACCAGAACAUCAGGAGGAGCAGGAGCGCGGUGAAGAGGCUGGCGGCGACGUGGCUGGCGGCGAGGACGACAACGCAUCGGGAGAGCAGCAGGUUGGACAGCAAGAUGGACAGCAAAACGGCAAAAUGGGAGAGCUGAGUGAAGACAACUCAGACGACCAGGAGGAUAAUGAGCCAGCGACACCACCGCAGCAAGAGCGCCGGCGACCCAGUGGUAGCCGCGAAAAGGAGCAAACCCAAACCAAGACCCAAUCUCGCCGGAGGAGAAGAGCCCCCUACCAGCGCCAAGUAGAAGACGACUAUGACGAGGAAGAGCAGUCAAUGGUGCCCCGUCAGCAGCGGCAGCAACAGAUGUAUCAACAGCAGCAGAUGCAGAUGCAGCAGCAGCAACAACAGCAAAUGCAGCAACCUCAGAAGAAGGAGGAUGGCAAGAAUCCCCUUAAGCUGCGGCUCGACCUAAAUCUGGAUAUUCAGAUUGAGUUGAAGGCAAAGAUUCAUGGAGAUCUGACACUGGCUUUACUGUAA